Molecule: messenger RNA, 705 nt
Organism: Colletotrichum fioriniae
Lineage: Eukaryota; Fungi; Ascomycota; Sordariomycetes; Glomerellales; Glomerellaceae
Source: RefSeq, a predicted model, not a curated record
AUGGCUGCUUCAGCGCCUGCUUUCAAGCAGGCAUUCUCACCGCAGCGAAUUUGUCUCCUCAUCGGUUUCUUGAUAUGCUCCACUAUCGCCGGGCCGGCGAUCGGCGCGGAUCUCCGGUGUCCCGAUUACGUCAUCCAGCAUGCACCUCUCAUCUGGCUUCACUCUGAGGAUCCUUACAUGCCUAGCGACCUCUUGACGCACAUCCAACAUACCUCUCCGGCACUAGACGGCAAACCUAUCCCGGAUAUCUCAACUCUCGACCUUGACAACCUGGAAACACUAAACAAGUUUGGAGACGAAGUAGCUCUCACGUCAAACGACGAUCCGUUAAGCUACCCAGAAUGGAUUCACGGUGAGACCCCCGACGCUGAUGGCAGAAUCAACAACGCCACACCAUGCGUUGUAGUUCUCGUCGAGAAGGGAGAGCGGGACCUGGAUGCGUUUUACUUCUACUUCUACUCAUUCAACGAGGGCAUGAAUAUCAGCCAAGUUCUGGAACCAUUCAAUCGUAUGGUCAAGGGCGAGAAGGCGCAGUCAGGGAUGCACUUUGGUGAUCACGUCGGGGAUUGGGAGCAUAACAUGAUUCGCUUCCGAGAUAGGAAGCCGACUGGAAUCUACUACAGUCAGCACGUUGAUGGCGCCUCUUUCAGUUGGGAUGAUUCAGCCCUCACAAAGACCGAUGGAAGGGUUUGUGACUCUACUUAG